CUCAGCGAACAGAACUUGUGGCUUCUUUUAAUCCGGAGUAAAUCUCCCAAAGAUCCGCGAUGCCGCAGACGCUCAAACUCGCCAGCCGGGCCUCUUUGCUCGCCAGGUACUUCCCCGAGAUGUGGCCGGAGUCGCUGCUCAAGUCCCAAGCCCGGGUGCUCAAGACCCACAAGACCCUGGAGGAGAUGCCGGGACCCAGCACGCUGGGCUUCUUCGCCGACCUCUUCUGCAAGAAGGGCCUCUCCAGGCUGCACGAGCUGCAGAUUGAAGGCAAAGCCAAGUACGGUCCAAUGUGGAAGGCCAGCUUUGGGCCCAUCCUUACUGUCCAUGUUGCAGAUCCAAACCUGAUCGAGCAGGUGCUGAGGCAGGAAGGCAAGCACCCCAUCCGCUCCGACCUUUCCUCCUGGAAAGAUUACAGGAUUUGCCGGGGCCAUGCCUAUGGACUGCUCACUGCGGAGGGUGAGGAAUGGCAGCAAAUCCGCAGCAUCCUGGGGAAGCACAUGUUGAAGCCCAAGGAGGUGGAGUCCUACACUGGCACGCUGAACGAGGUGGUGAGCGACCUGAUUUGCCGGCUGCAGCACCAGCGAAGUCUCCACAACCAACAUGUGGUCAAGAACGUGGCUGAUGAAUUCUACAAGUUUGGAUUAGAAGGCAUCUCAUCUGUCCUGUUUGAGUCCCGCAUUGGCUGCUUGGAACCCCAAGUCCCAAAGGAAACGGAGACCUUCAUUAGCUCCAUCAACACCAUGUUUGUCAUGACUCUGCUCACGAUGGCUAUGCCCAAGAUCCUGCACCAAGUCUUCCCCAAGCCCUGGCAGAAGUUCUGUGAAUCCUGGGAUUACAUGUUUGCAUUUGCGAAAGGCCACAUUGACAAACGGAUGGCUGAGGUUUCAGAAAAAAUCGCACGAGGGGAGAAAGUAGAAGGAAAAUAUCUGACUUACUACUUGGCCCAAGAGAAACUGUCUAUGAAAUCCAUCUAUGGAAAUGUGACUGAACUUCUGCUGGCUGGUGUGGACACGAUCUCAAGCACCUUGUCAUGGAGCCUGUAUGAGUUGUCCCGUCACCCUCAGAUCCAGUCUGCCCUCCACAAGGAAAUUUCAUCAGUCAUGAAGGACAACCUGAUCCCAACAGCAGCUGAUGUAGCACAAAUGCCCCUCCUGAAGGCGGUGGUCAAAGAGGCACUGAGAUUGUACCCAGUGAUACCUGGAAAUGCACGUGUCAUCUCAGACCGGGACAUCCAAGUGGGAGAUUACCUGAUCCCUAAAAAGACCCUGAUCACCCUCUGCCAUUAUGCUACCUCACGCGAUGAAAAGUAUUUCUCCAACCCUAACUCCUUCCAGCCCGAUCGGUGGCUGCACAAGGAUGGUGCACAUCACCCAUAUGCUUCCAUCCCCUUUGGCUUUGGGAAGCGCAGCUGCAUCGGCCGGCGUAUUGCAGAGCUGGAAGUCUAUCUUGCUCUGGCUAGGAUCCUGAUGCAUUUUGAAGUGAAGCCCGAACAAGAUGGCCAAAUAGUCAGACCCAUGACACGGACACUUCUGGUGCCCGAGAAGGAGAUUAACCUGCAGUUUCUGAGCCGAUAAGAAUGGCAUGAAGCGGAACGCAUUGAUUUGGACUUCUCAUCAAAGCACUGGCCUGAGUGGAAAAUGCCAAGUAGGCAGGAGUGAAGCAGAUGCUCGGCGUCCUUUGGAAUCUGCAUGAAAGAUCUCUGAUGGAGAGAAGAUGGCAGAGAGCCAUGCCUCAGGGCCUGGCCUACUCCAAGGGCAUCCUUCAGGGGAUACCUCUAGGAAAGGACAUUUUGACUGGUUGUCUUAACCAGGGUUGCAUCAACAUCCUAGUGCCCAUAUAAUAUGUGGUGCAUAAGGACUAGAAAAAUAAGCCAAACUUUUUUUUAAACCUUAUUGUUUCCAAAACAAAAGAAGUAGACUGGAAAGGGAAUGAGAAGUUGAUAUUGCUUGAUUCUUCUCAUGGACUGUGAAAUGCUUCCAUGACAAGUUCUUAAUGGAUAGAACUUCACCCAAACUGAAAAAGCAAUGCAUUUAUGUGUAUUGUGUUUGUUUAUGCAUGUAUGUAUAUAUGUGA
Molecule: messenger RNA, 2076 nt
Organism: Anolis sagrei ordinatus
Lineage: Eukaryota; Metazoa; Chordata; Lepidosauria; Squamata; Anolidae
Gene: CYP27B1
Product: cytochrome P450 family 27 subfamily B member 1
Biological process (GO): C21-steroid hormone biosynthetic process; cortisol metabolic process; cellular response to peptide hormone stimulus
Cellular component (GO): mitochondrial inner membrane
Molecular function (GO): heme binding; monooxygenase activity; oxidoreductase activity, acting on paired donors, with incorporation or reduction of molecular oxygen
Source: RefSeq, a predicted model, not a curated record